Molecule: messenger RNA, 2031 nt
Organism: Colletotrichum truncatum
Lineage: Eukaryota; Fungi; Ascomycota; Sordariomycetes; Glomerellales; Glomerellaceae
Biological process (GO): carbohydrate metabolic process
Source: RefSeq, a predicted model, not a curated record
AUGAAGCUCUCGACAACACUGGCCGCAGUGCCUUUGGGCGCGCGCUUGGCCCGAGCUGCUUUGGACGCGGACGCCCUCACUCAGAAAUAUUUCGGCAACGAUGCACCAUGGUACCGUAACCGUAUUCCUUUGUUUGAGUCCAGCGACUCCGAGAUCACCGACGUUUACUACUACCGCUGGAACGUCUUCCGUACCCAUCAGCGUGAUAUCGGAUCCAAGUACGGUUUCAUCAGCACCGAAUUCAUCGAUAACGUCGGCUGGCAGACCCAGCCAUGGGCCUCCAACAACUGCGCCGCUAUCUUCCACCUCUCCGAGGGCCGCUGGUGCCGUGACCCGCGCUUCAAGCAGGACUACGCGACUUUCAUGUACAGCUCUGACAGCAACCCUCGUCAGUUUUCCGAGAGCAUGGCCGACGGUGUUUGGAGGAACUAUCUCGUAGAUGGUAACCCGGAGCUUGCCUUCUCUCUCCUUGACGACAUGCAGAGAGUCUACAACCUAUGGGUUGGCGACCACUACGACCAGUCCAAGGGACUCUUUUGGGUCGAGCCUAUCGCCGAUGCCACGGAGUACACCAUCUCCAGUAUCGAUGCUUCAGGUGGUUACGACGGGUUUUUCGGAGGUCACGCUUUCCGUCCAACCAUCAACACCUAUCAAUACGCAAACGCUCGAGCUAUUGCCAAGAUUGCUUCUCUGAAAGGUGGCCUUGACAGUGUUGUUGAGGAGUACAACAAGCGUGCUGAGGCUAUCAAGGAAACUGUUCAGAGAGAUUUGUGGAACUCAACCUUUGAGCACUUCAUCGACCGUUAUUUUGUCAACAACGAGAAUGUGACAUACUGGGAUUUCAUUCGAGGUCGCGAACUUGCAGGAUUCGUCCCUUGGGCACACGAUCUUCCCGACGAUGACGCUAAGUUCGGCGAGGCCUGGAAGCAUGCGCUGAGUUCUGAUGAGCUCGGAGGUCCCUUCGGCCUACGGACUGUCGAGCCCUCAUAUGAGUACUACAUGCGCGUUUGGCGCUACGAGGGUACUCAGACCGAGUGCCACUGGAACGGUCCCUCUUGGCCCUACCAGACAACGCAGGUCCUGACAUCGCUGGCCAACGUCCUUGACCACUACCCCAACUCCUCUCAGCUUGUCAGUGUUGGAGACUACACUCGCCUUCUCAAACAGUACGCAAACCAGCAUUAUAACAAGCAUUACGACAAUAUUCUUGAUAUUGAGGAGAAUUAUGAUCCUGACACUGGCGAGCCAAUUGUCGGCCUGGGCCGAUCGCAUCAUUACUUCCACUCGGGCUACAUCGACUUGAUCUUGUCUGGUUUUGUCGGUGUUCGUCCUCGUGAGGAUGAUGUUCUCGAGGUCAACCCCCUGGCUGACCCUUCAGUCAUCUCCUACUUCCGCGCUGAGAAUGUUUUAUAUCACGGCCGCGAGGUAGCUAUCCAAUGGGACGCAACUGGAGAGCGCUAUGGAGAUGCUGGCCUGCGUGUUGAGGUUGACGGCAAGGUUGUCGCAUCGUCCGACAAACUCGAGCGCCUAACAGUCGAGGUCAGCCGCGCUCCCGUCUCUGUUUCCCGGCCCUUGGCGAAAUCAAUCCAGCUUCAGGCAAAUGAGGCUCUGCCCAUCAUUAAUGCUUCUGUUCCCAACUACAACGUCGACCGUCUUCAUGAUGUCUUUGAUGGCCGUGUGUGGUUCUGGACUCAGGAUACUAUUGCCAAUGGCUUCGACACGCCCGCCGACAGCACCGCGGAGGAGUGGGUUAGCAUCGAAUUCGGCUCCACUACUGAGACUUCUCGGGCUGAGAUUGCCUUCUUUUCCAACGAAGAGAAGGGCUUUGACGUGCCUGAAAGUUACCGGCUCCAAAUUCUUACCAAUGGCGAAUGGGCUGAUGUGACUGACGCAACAUACGACAAGCCUUUGGGCAAUGGCAUCACCAAUGCGAAGUGGGCUAAAGCGUCGACGGAGUCUCUCCGCAUUCUUCUCAAGCCUCAGGAAGGAAAGAGAGUCCGGUUGGUCGAAUUGAAGGUGUUUUCUGAAUAA